AUGGAAGAGACAAGCCUGAGAAAAAGGAGAGAGGAUGAGAAGUCAAUCCAGAGCAUCGAACACAAGACCACAAAUCUCCAAAAGGAGCUGGGCCUGUUCAGCGGCAUCUGCAUCAUCGUGGGCACCAUCAUCGGCUCCGGGAUUUUCAUUUCCCCCAAGUCUGUGCUCAGCAACAUGGAAGCCGUGGGACCCUGUCUCAUCAUAUGGGCGGCUUGUGGGAUUCUUGCGACACUGGGCGCUCUGUGCUUUGCGGAGCUUGGCACGAUGAUCACCAAGUCGGGGGGCGAGUACCCUUACCUGAUGGAAGCCUUUGGCCCCAUUCCUGCCUAUCUCUUUUCCUGGACCAGCCUGUUCGUCAUAAAGCCCUCGUCCUUUGCCAUCAUCUGUCUCAGCUUCUCUGAGUACGUUUCUGCGCCCUUCUACUCAGGCUGCAGCCCUCCUCAAGUGGUCAUUAAACUCCUGGCUGCCGCUGCCAUCUUGCUCAUAACCACGGUGAACGCGCUGAGCGUGCGGCUGGGGAGCUACGUCCAGAACGUGUUCACAGCGGCCAAGAUGGUGAUCGUGGUCGUCAUCAUCAUCAGCGGACUUGUCCUCCUGGCCCAAGGAAGUACAAGGAAUUUUGAAAAUUCUUUCGAGGGCACAAAACUGUCUUUGGGAGCCAUCGGUCUGGCGUUUUAUAAUGGACUCUGGGCGUAUGAUGGAUGGAAUCAACUCAACUAUAUUACAGAAGAACUUAGAAACCCUUUCAGAAACCUGCCCCUGGCCAUCAUCAUCGGGAUCCCGCUGGUGACAGGGUGCUACAUCCUUAUGAACGUGUCCUACUUCACUGUGAUGACAGCCACCGAGCUCCUGCAGUCCCAGGCUGUGGCCGUGACGUUUGGCGACCGCGUCCUCUACCCCGCCUCGUGGGUCGUUCCACUCUUCGUGGCGUUUUCAACCAUCGGCGCCGCUAACGGGACGUGCUUUACGGCGGGCAGACUUGUUUACGUUGCAGGCCGGGAAGGCCACAUGCUUAAAGUGCUCUCUUAUGUUAGCGUCAAGCGCCUCACUCCAGCCCCUGCCAUCAUCUUUUAUGGUAUCAUAGCGAUCAUUUAUAUCAUCCCUGGUGACAUAAACUCAUUAGUCAAUUACUUCAGUUUUGCUGCAUGGCUGUUUUAUGGCUUGACCGUCUUUGGACUAGUUGUGAUGAGGUUUACGAGGAAAGAACUGAAAAGGCCUAUCAAGGUGCCCAUUGUCAUCCCCAUCUUGGUGACUCUCUUAUCCGUGUUUUUGGUUUUGGCCCCAAUCAUCAGCCAACCUGCAUGGGAGUAUCUCUACUGUGUGUUAUUUAUGCUGAGCGGCCUUAUAUUUUAUUUCCUUUUUGUCCACUAUAAGUUUGGAUGGGCUCAGAAAAUCUCAAGGCCUCUCACCAUGCACCUUCAGAUGCUGAUGGAAGUCGUCCCCCCAGAGGAGGCUCCAGAGUAA
Mesoplodon densirostris (Blainville's beaked whale) is the source of this 1464-nucleotide messenger RNA. It is a transcript of the gene SLC7A9, whose product is annotated as solute carrier family 7 member 9. Gene Ontology annotation, molecular function: L-amino acid transmembrane transporter activity. NCBI's taxonomy places the organism in Eukaryota, Metazoa, Chordata, Mammalia, Artiodactyla, Ziphiidae. Gene Ontology annotation, cellular component: membrane. The coding region runs from base 1 to 1464 and encodes 487 amino acids. The record is from RefSeq and is a predicted model, not a curated record. The transcript has 12 exons. Gene Ontology annotation, biological process: amino acid transmembrane transport.